AUGCCGUUGGACUCAAUCGACGAGUCGAAGGUGACAGUCUACGGCGCCUGCUUCUGCUGUUUCAACGGACUCAACUUGGAGAAUAUCGAGAUCGGAUGUGCUGCCAAGGAGACACUCCUUUGCCUGGAGUGGGACUUCUGCCUCAAGACCAACACCGAGAAGCUUCGUUGCUUCUGCCUGGACAUCCGCAUCGUGCCUGUGACCGUUUGCAUCAAGCAGCAGGGCCAAAUGUGCUGCCUCGUUUCCGCAGCGGCGAUUCCGCCCGAUGCGGAGGUGCCCAUGAUGCUUUCGGUCUGCUUCCUGGUCUGCUUCCCCAAGUUUGGCUUCUUCAAGAAGAUCUCGGAGGUGAAGGGGUGA
Messenger RNA from Symbiodinium sp. CCMP2456, 357 nucleotides. Lineage: Eukaryota; Dinophyceae; Suessiales; Symbiodiniaceae. The record is from the annotation of a GenBank genome assembly.